Molecule: messenger RNA, 1783 nt
Organism: Sapajus apella (tufted capuchin)
Lineage: Eukaryota; Metazoa; Chordata; Mammalia; Primates; Cebidae
Gene: SNRNP27
Product: small nuclear ribonucleoprotein U4/U6.U5 subunit 27
Exons: 6
Coding region: 415-882 (155 amino acids)
Biological process (GO): RNA splicing
Cellular component (GO): precatalytic spliceosome
Source: RefSeq, a predicted model, not a curated record
UUUAGUUUUCCUUUCAAGAGCCCAUAGAAGGUUUUGGGUGCCUUCUCAAUGCAGGCAUGAGAAAAUAUUAAGCAGAUGGACGGCGAACUUUGGUAUAUUCACUCCUUAUGAGAGAAUGUUAUGUGGAAAAGUGGAAAAACAUAAGCUGUCUAUGCUAUGUUUACAGUUGGUCUGCUGUAUUUUGUGGACAAAAAUGGGGGAGAAAAAUAAAAGCUGUGUUAGGAUGAUGGGUAUACGGCUGAAUUUUCCAGGCAUUUCUAUAAUAGCACCAAACCCUAUGUUUUAAUGCCACUGUGAAAAAAGAAGACCGGAACCCUAGCAACUCUUUUCGACGUUUCCUGGUCGGCGGUAAAAGCUCGGUUUCCGGCCCUCCCGGAAGUUGCUGCAAGUCGUUUCCGGGGAGCGGGACUCCAGAUGGGUCGCAGUCGGAGCCGCUCUCCACGGAGGGAACGUAGGCGGUCCCGGUCCACAUCCCGGGAGAGAGAACGCAGGCGCCGGGAAAGGUCCAGGUCUCGGGAGAGAGAUCGGAGAAGGAGCCGCUCGCGAUCCCCUCACCGAAGACGCUCCCGAUCUCCAAGACGACAUAGAUCCACAUCUCCUUCCCCUUCUCGACUGAAAGAAAGAAGAGAUGAGGAAAAGAAAGAAACAAAAGAAACAAAGAGCAAAGAACGGCAGAUUACUGAGGAAGACUUAGAGGGCAAAACAGAGGAAGAAAUAGAAAUGAUGAAGUUAAUGGGGUUUGCCUCCUUUGACUCCACAAAAGGUAAGAAGGUGGAUGGCUCUGUAAAUGCCUAUGCCAUAAAUGUCUCUCAGAAGAGGAAGUACAGGCAGUACAUGAAUCGGAAAGGUGGAUUCAACAGACCUUUGGAUUUCAUUGCAUGAGAAUUGAAAUGUUGAAGAAUGAUUUUUUUCCCCCUCAUCUUGGUCAGAGAGUGGAUUUUGUAUUUUGUAUUUAACUUGCAUUCAAAAAACAGGAUCUCAGUUCUUCCUUCUUGUAAAGUAAGAAAAUCUUAUUUAUGAUGUAUGUAGUUCACUUACCUUGCCUCAACAAAAGAAGGUUAAAUAUUACAUUUUUUUCUUUUAGGAAAUAUCAUUUGUGGCAAACGUCAACCCCAUUUUAUUUGUCCUUAUUCCUGUGGAAGCAGUAUAUGUUUUCUUCUUGAAUGCUCAUUAGGACUUCUUUAAAAACAUGAAAGUAAUUUGGAAGUAAGUUUAUCCAAUAAAGCAGUAUUUCUACCCUUUUAAAUGUGAUAGUUUUAUUACUAAAGAAUCUCCCUAGACAUUUUGUUUUUUUACACAUAAAGUAUCUUGAUUCUUAGUAGUUUAAAAAUGGGAAGAAUGAAAAAGCAUAAUAGAUUUUUCUAUCUUCUGUGGUUCCCUCUCCCAAAAAUACCAUUUAUUGUUCUCCCCGCAAGUACAAAAGCAAUACAUGCAAAAAAAAGAUCUGAGCGAAACCAAAAAGUAGAAGUCAAAAAUCACCCAUUAUCUACUCCCAGAAAUAAUCAGUUUUAACAUUUCAGUAUAUGUCUUUCCAGGCUUCUUUGGGUGCAUAUUUCUCACCCCUACCUAUGAGAUCAGAAUAUGUAUGCAGUUCUUUCUUUAACCCUUUUUUCUCCCAUGUACUGUGGACAUUUAAAAAAUACUUUUAAAUAUUCUUUGGAAACUUAGCUUUUAGUAGCUACUUGAUUGUAUCAUAAUUUAUUAACUAAUGUUUUACUGGUAAAUAUUGGCUUGCCUCCCAUGACUUGCCAUUAUAAUUAAAACUGUGACUAUAUUUCCAUUA